AAUCAUGAAAAUUUGUCCAGUGUGUUUUGUUUUGGUUUGUAAAAUUCUCGUCCAAUGAGAACAGAUAACUUGUUCAUAGUAUCGAUAGCUGAUUCGAUAAACUCUUGCUGCUUUUACCUUCAGGUUCCAUAUAAUUAUUCAUCAUUCAUAUCAUAAUAUCUUUUAAAAUAAUAUUGGAACAGAUUUUCCUUAACCAAAUUCCCGGAUUUUCAUUCUGUUCCGCUGCUUGUUUGUGUUUCAUAUCGGUGUUUAUUCUAUAACAUAAUGGAGUCCAUAAUAAGCGAAGAGCAAAAUCAGCACAUUGUUGAUGACUUGCAGUUAGCAACAAAUCAAAAAACACCUCUUUCGACGAAAAAAAGAAUAAAACCAAAGAAGCAACCAAAAAACUACACAGAGCAGCAUCUACGAGAGCUAAUACGCCAAGUUCAAAACGGAUCAAUGACCAUGUAUCAGGUGAACAAGUACUACGGCAUACCGCGUUCAACGCUGCAGUUUCGGCUCAGUAAUAAAUACAAACAUCAGGGUAGAAGUGGCAGACUCCCCGUUGUUCUUCGGAAUGAGGAGGAAGAAAUUUGCAAAUUCCUACGUACAAUGAUAGAGAGAGGAUUUCCUAUCACACGUCAUAGAUUGCAGCACACUAUUUCCUGCUACAUCAAACGCAACCCUAGAGCCAACCCGUUCAGAAAUAAUAUUCCAGGUAGACGAUGGAUUGCAGCAUUUCUGGAUCGAAACUCCUACCUAUCCCUUUCCACGCAAGAAACCAUCCCUGCAGAAAAAUUUAAAGUCAACGAGGAUGAUAUAAACAGCUGGUUUACUGGUAUUUGCAACUUUUUAGAAAGUCGUAAUCUGGCUUACAUACUUGAAGAUCCUUCAAGGAUACUCAGCGGAGAUGCAUCUAAAUUAUGCAUUCCUACUUGCUAUCAACGCAAGAAUGGUCAUGGCAAAACCACAAAAAUAUCAAUAAUGAAAUCUGGGAUAGCUCGGCCGACCGUUACAGUGAUGUACACAGUCUCCGCGGAUGGUGCCAUAAUGCCUCCAUAUGUUUUACUUCCCCGCCAAUGGAGCCAGGAGCUUGUAAGGAGUUUCCCGAAAGAUUUGCGUUGCGGAAAUAGUGCAACUGAAUCAAUGAACACACCAGAAUUCAUUGAAUACGUCGAAACAGUUCUUCAUCCCACUCUCACACAAAGCAAUGUAAAGUUUCCUGUCCUAUAUUUCGUUGACGGUCACCAGUCGCAUGCCGCAUUUGAAGCAGUUGAUAUAUGUGAGAAGCUUGGAAUUAUUCUCAUCGCACUGUAUCCCGAUCCAGCCAGAAUGCUACUGCCAAUAAUUAAAAACAUAUUUCGGUCAUUGAAAUCUUCCUGGAAUCGUGUAAUCCAUGAAUCAAAAACUCCUGUGACAAUGCUCACGUUUUGGAAUGUUCUGCAGAAGACCAAUAGAACCAAACUGACGAAAUGUAAAAUAUUGAGUGCAUUCGAAAGAUUUGGCCUGUUUCCCUUUAGCCGGCAAAUAGAUACAACAAUCAAGCCCCAGUUUGACCCAUUGGUUGAAAUUCCUUCCUCUAUACUUCAGCAAGCUAGGGACCUCAUUGGCCAAGAGAAAAUUUAUUUUCUCAAUUCCCAUCCAGUGCAAUGUAUGACACAAGAAGAUAAAGCACUGCAUUACAUACUUAACAACAUUUUGUCACUGAGUACACCCGCCCCAGCUGUCAAAUAUGAAAGUCCGGCCGACUUGACUGAAACGACCAACUUGAAAGUAGAGGACAGUAACGAUGAGCAAUCCGAGGAUACGGUUCUAGACGACAAUGAGGAAGUCGAAUAUGCCUUCGAAGUCGACAUGGAUUUAGAAACCGACGUAAAAAUAGAACAAGACGAAGUUUGUGACGAAACACAGAACGUCGAAGCUGAAUGAACGGUUCGGAAGGUCUUGUAUAAAGAGUAUAAAUUAAUUCUAUAGUUAUUUUAUUUAAAUGUAAAUAUAAUAAUACUGUUUUAUGUAAAGUUCGAUAACCAACACGCCAAUGUUUUUUUCAUACACACACUA
This is a messenger RNA of Armigeres subalbatus, 2040 nucleotides long. RefSeq lists its product as uncharacterized. Gene Ontology annotation, molecular function: DNA binding. NCBI's taxonomy places the organism in Eukaryota, Metazoa, Arthropoda, Insecta, Diptera, Culicidae. Bases 265 to 1908 code for a protein of 547 amino acids. The transcript has 4 exons. The record is from RefSeq and is a predicted model, not a curated record. Gene Ontology annotation, cellular component: nucleus.